Molecule: messenger RNA, 5699 nt
Organism: Engraulis encrasicolus (European anchovy)
Lineage: Eukaryota; Metazoa; Chordata; Actinopteri; Clupeiformes; Engraulidae
Product: bone morphogenetic protein receptor type-2-like
Exons: 12
Coding region: 1470-4700 (1076 amino acids)
Biological process (GO): BMP signaling pathway; vasculature development; cellular response to growth factor stimulus
Cellular component (GO): signaling receptor complex; plasma membrane
Molecular function (GO): ATP binding; transforming growth factor beta receptor activity
Source: RefSeq, a predicted model, not a curated record
CGCCCCCACCACCCGUUGAUCCUCACCACACACACGCAGUAACCUGCGGCCGAGUCAUUCCAAGCCGCCUGUCUGUCGCCUCCGUGAGAUCUAUGAUUAAAGGCAACGGCGGAAGAAAAGCAACUGGGCUCACUCUAUUUUCACUAUCGCCCGAAGAAAUCAGCGUAGGUCAUGAAAUGCUAUCCGGAUAGCAUGCAACAACGGCUACUUUGGUGAACCAACUACGGAGUUAUUACUGGACCCGUACUGUCUGGUAGUCGAACAGUACAGUAGCUAGCUGUUUUGUUUUGGAACAACUUGGCGAAAACGAGGAUCGUAUGGAGAACAGAACUGGAUAAACGGACAUAUUUUGACCCCUCUCUGUCGUCAGCACGGUUUUCAGCGUGAAGAAGAGGUAUUUUUUUAUAUUCGUGGCUUUUUGCCACCGGGCUCAUUUGGGCAAACUCCAUGAUUGUUCAGGCAGUGUGCUGUGCCGACAUUGGGAAGAGGGACGCCAAGGGGGAGAGGGGGAGCCCGCUACGGGAGUAGGCGAAGUUUAGCGGAGGAGACAGACUGUCUGGGCAGCACGAAUCGACGCGGACCCCGAGGUUUCUAAGCGAUUACAAUCUACAAGGCAACAUCAUCUAUCAUGUGAACACUGAUCAACAGCGGGCUUUUUGUUAUUGAAAUGGUUUUCGUGGUCGCACUGUUGUAAAGGCCCUUUUGGACCCGAUUCAACUGCAAGCUUUUGGUAGAUCUGCUUCGUAGACUACACUAUUCGGCCAUGGCGUUGGGUAUGCAGAAUUGUUCUCAGUUCUGUCGCGUUUCAUUUUUAAAAAGCUAAAUUCCUGUUUGUCGAAGUACUCUAUUUCUGGCUGGUUACGUUGCUAUUGGACAUUGAAAGAAGCUGAGAGAAGUAACGUUUACCGAACAGCCAGACAGACCAGGCGGCAUCAGCUAGGCUAACCCAAGUAACUGGACGGGGAUAUUGACUGUCAGCGGGGACCAUGCACCCAUGAACUUGGACUUGAAAGCGCCCGAACGGAUUCACGCCGCAAUCAAAACCUCAGCCCGUUGUGAUGUGUUUUGCCUUGAAGGAUUACCGAUUAAAAUCCUGCGACAGAAUAAAGCUAAAAGACAAGCAAGAAGCAAAAGACCCACGUUUUCAUAGUAGGCUAUCAGCUUGGGCGCAGACGGAAUCAAUUUAGGUUUUUUUGGUGUGUGUUUUUUCAUUCGCUUGCUUGAGGAACGAAACGACGCGGCUCUGGCCAUCUGAUAAUCUGCACUUUCUUUGCGACAAUCUGAAUACGCAUGGAGACAACCUACAUUUAAGACAUGUGUUGUCGCCUUGUAGCGCAAUCAAGCAUUUUACAUCCAUCACUCAAAACAAUCGGGAACUCUCCUCACGUUCGGGGAAAGAAGUGAAAACUAGGGAACUAUUUGGACGCAUUGGGCGGCCGGGACGACCCCGUUCUGCGGAGCGGCAAGACAUGGCUCUCUCGGCCCGGAUGACUGUUGGGGAGCUGGGUCUGGUGCUGUUCUCUCUGCUCUUGCUUACCCCCGUUGCUGGUGGUCAGGGCGGUGUUCUUGAGUGUGCGUAUGUGGACGAGCAGCAUCACCGUGACAACAGCAGUGUUUACUGCAGAGAGGGCUCGCGCUGCUAUGGCGUCUGGGAGAAGAAGGAUGGAGAAACAAUACUACGCAAACAGGGUUGCUGGAACCACGUGAGUGAGCCGCAGGACUGUCACGAUGAGCAUUGCAUCAUCAGCAGCAGUUCCAAUGGCAAUCACUGGUUCUGCUGCUGCAGCGCACACAUGUGCAACGCCAACUUCACUGACACAUGGAUACCCCCCACAACCAUCCCCGAGCCCGCAGAUCCGGGGCCGGAUAGAGAGGAGACCAUUGUGAUCGCCUUGGCGUCUGUGUCCGUGGUAGCAGUUCUCAUUGUGGCGCUCUUCUUUGGCUACCGCAUGCUAGCAGGUAACAAGCAGGGCUUGCACAACAUGGACAUGAUGGAGGCCGCCACCUCUGAGCCCUCUCUGGACCUGGACAGCCUCAAACUACUAGAGCUGAUUGGUCGAGGGCGGUACGGCUCGGUGUUUAAGGGUUGCCUUGACGACCGCACGGUGGCGGUGAAGCUGUUCACCUACACCAACCGCCAGAACUUCCUGAACGAGCGUUCCAUCUACCGCACGCCGCUGCUGGAGCACGAGAACAUUGCACACUUCCUCCUGGGCGACGAGCGCACCGCCCCUGACGGACGCACAGAAUACCUACUGGUCAUGGAGUACUACCCACACGGUUCUCUGUGUCGGUACCUGAGUCUGCAGACUGGUGAUUGGGUCAGCUGUUGUCGCAUGUCCCACUCUGUGACCAAGGGCCUGGCCUACCUACAUACAGAGCUGUUACGUGGAGACGUGUAUAAGCCCGCGGUGUCUCAUCGUGACCUGAACAGCCGGAAUGUUCUGGUGCGUAACGACGGCACGUGUGUCAUCAGUGACUUCGGCCUCUCCAUGAAACUCACUGGCAACCGCCUGCUACGCCCAGGAGAGGAGGAGAACGCAGCCAUCAGCGAGGUGGGUACUAUCCGCUACAUGGCGCCUGAGGUCCUGGAAGGUGCGGUGAAUCUGAGAGACUGUGAGUCGGCUCUGAAGCAAGUGGACAUGUACGCACUGGGCCUCAUCUACUGGGAGAUCUUCAUGAGAUGCACCGACCUGUUCCCAGGGGAGAGUGUUCCGGAGUACCAGAUGGCGUUCCAGGCGGAGGCGGGUAACCACCCGUCCUUUGAGGACAUGCAGCUACUGGUCAGCAGGGAGAAGCAGAGGCCCAAGUUCCCCGAAGCAUGGAAGGAGAACAGCCUGGCGGUGCGUUCCCUAAAGGAGACGAUGGAUGACUGCUGGGAUCAGGAUGCGGAGGCCCGCCUGACGGCCCAGUGUGCAGAGGAGCGGCUGGCGGAGCUGAUGCUGAUAUGGGACCGCAGCAAACCAGUCAGCCCCACACUCAACCCCAUGACAACUACAGCACUGCACAACGAGAGGAAUCUGACGUCCAGUCGUCGCUUGGCCAACCUGCCCCCCUACCCCGACUUCUCCUCCUCCUCCUACAUCGAGGACCAGGAAGUUGGGGGUGUGGUCAAGAACCUGCAGGCCGACGCCCCCUUCUCCUCAUCAUGUCCCACCCCUGCCACCUCCCUGCUGGCCAAUGGCGUGUCAGCAUUCGGACCGGGAGCCAAUGGCAUUGCGGGGACGGGGGUGGUGGUGGAGAAGAACCGUAACUCCAUCAACUACGAGAGGCAACAGGCUCAGCAACAGCAACAGGCCCAGCAGCAGGCCGGCUCUCAACCGGGUCCGGGCCAGCUUCAGACAGGGUUCGGAAUCGGAUCCGGCCCUGGUGCUGGUCUGGGUCUCAGUAAUGGCGCCGUUCCUGGCGCUGGCCUCGGUCUUGGUUCUGCUGGUGGUUCUGGCGUGUCGGGUCACGGUGCUGGUGGUGUUGGUGGGGGUGCACAACCACAGCAGCAGCAGCCGAGUCCCGAUGGGGGGGGCAGCUCCACUGGCAGCCUGAGUCUCAGCCUGAGCCUGAGUCUGAGUGGGGGCUCCAGCGGCGCCACCUGCAGUACCACGGUGGCAACUACCCCCGGAUCCAUCUCAGCAGCCUCCUCCGCACUCAUGGGGGGCUCCGACGCAUCAGCAGCAGCAGCUAUGGGGGGGCUGGGCUCGCUCUCGGCCGAUGACGCAGGGCUUGGACCAGGGAUGCUGGGUAGUGGAGUAAGUGGUGGUGGUGGGAGUGUUAUGAACGGACCUGGAGCUGCGUUGUUGGGUGGCAGCUCCGGUUCUGGUGGCGGGUCAUCGUCAACGGUUCCGGCGUGCCUGCAGCUGACCCAGGAGGACCUGGAGCCCAGCAAGCUGGACCCGCGCGAAGUGGACCGCAACCUGAAGGAGAGCUCUGACGAGAACCUGAUGGAGCACUCGCUCAAGCAGUUCAGCAGCGGCAGUGGUGGUGCUGGCACCAACAACACCAUCGACCCACUGGGCCCUAAUGGCACCGGCGCCAUUACCAGUCUGCGAGCCGGGUCGGGGUUGGGCUCUGGGUCGGGAGGCGACUCUGCUGCGGCGGCGUUGUCGGCGGCAGGGGGUGUUAUUGUUAACGGUGUUGGUGGUUCUGACCCGAUGGGCAUGAGCUUGGGGCUGUUCCCACUCCCCAAACAACAGAACCUGCCCAAGAGACCCAGCAGCCUCCCUCUGGCCCCAAAACAACCCACCGCUAACACCACCUCCGCUUCUUCAUCGUCCUCCUCCUCCUCCUCUCGUUCGCGUCUCCACAACCACAAGUCCAACCUGCGACAGCUGGAGGCAGUGGGCGGAGCCAAGAUCAACUCCAACUCCAACUCCGCCCCUCUGGUCGCCACGGGCCACGAGGCCCAGCCGGUUGCUGUGAGCAACGGAGCAGUCGGCAAUGGCGGGCGGUCUGCUGUGGUUGUCAACGGUUACGCCGGGGGAGGCAACAGCAACCCUGCGGGGCCCCGACAGGACGUAGAUGGGCGGGGCUUAUCAGAGCAAGAUGGCCGCCUGCUAGCCAGCAUUGCCAGCAGCCCUGACGAGCAUGAGCCUCUUCUGCGCACAAAUAGUAACAACAACAACAACAACAAGAUGGCCGCCACGGCAGCACACUCGCACUCGCGCAGUCUCAGCAACACACACGCGGGCGCUAAUAAUAAUGUGUGAGCAUAUGUGUGUGUGUGGGAGCGUAUGUGUGUGUGUAUGGUAAUGGGUCUUGGCAGAAUUCCUAUUCAAAACUGAAUGACUAGCCCCUCCCAACACGUCAGCUCCACCAAUCCCCUUUCAGCCUGUAGGGGCGGGACUAGAACGCUCUGUGGAACACUGGGCUGACCAAUCAGAGCUUGAGGGGGCUUGAGAAAGGAGUGGAGGAAAGAGGACACCAAGACUGGAUAUUUCUCAAAACUCUAGAGUGCGCACUUCCAAGUGUAUCAGCCUAAAAUUAAUCACGCCCAGUGAUUGGAUAUUCUUUGGUGAACUCUGCGGAGUAUCCAAUCACUGGGCGUGACUAAUGAGGCUGAUACACUUGGAAGUGCGCACCCUAGAGUUUUGAGAAAUGCCCUCUGUGUGAGUGUGCUUGCGUGUGAGUCUGAGUGCGUGCGUGUGUAAGUGAGGAUUAUAACAUGUGCGUGUUGCCUUCAUGAUGACGCCAGCUUCGGACAACCUGCUUCCCCAUUAGCCAGGAGCCAAUCACUCUGUCUGUCUGGGUCCAUGGCUUCUCUCCCAAAAUGCACUGGGGCGCUUCGACCUAUGACCCUGUCAUGGAGGUGCGUGGUCUUUGGCUUUUUGGAUCCUCCGCUCUCCUCUCAUGUUCUCUCCUCUUCUCGUCUCUUUUUAUUUUAUGCUGUGUGUGUGCUGCACCGUGCAGUAUGGUUCGAUUGCCUAUAUACAGUGCGUACUGUACAUACAUGAGUGAACCUGAUCUACCUGCUCAGCUAGCUAUGGAUUUGGACCAGGCUACAGACAGCUCUCUACUAUGUGAACUUGGAUACUGACACACAGACACACACACACACACACACACACACACACACACACACACACACACACACACACACACACACACACACACACACACACACACACACACACACACACACACAAGAACACCAGAACGUUAUGGCUGUUAAGGUCACAAUCUAACAUACCGGGCUUAUAAACGUCUAU